This is a messenger RNA of Vidua chalybeata, 2604 nucleotides long. It is a transcript of the gene PCBD2, whose product is annotated as pterin-4 alpha-carbinolamine dehydratase 2. Gene Ontology annotation, biological process: tetrahydrobiopterin biosynthetic process. The record is from RefSeq and is a predicted model, not a curated record. Gene Ontology annotation, molecular function: 4-alpha-hydroxytetrahydrobiopterin dehydratase activity. The coding region runs from base 545 to 835 and encodes 96 amino acids. The transcript is spliced from 5 exons. NCBI's taxonomy places the organism in Eukaryota, Metazoa, Chordata, Aves, Passeriformes, Viduidae.
GGUUGGAUCAAGCGUAGAUGUGAACAUGUAAGGGCAGAAUUUCACCUGUUGAUUUUUAUGCAUUUAGUGCAUUGUCCCCUUUGCUGUUGAAGAGGGCAGAAAUCAUUUCUGUUCUUGUAGUCCAGGAGCAGGCUCAACAUGCAGAUCCCAAGGGCAUUAGAUCCUUAGCUGGUAUUAGAGAGCAGGUAUUUGCCUUUCGAUAAGUUGAAGCUGAAAAUAAAUUUAAAUUAUGCAUGUAUGCUUAAUUUUAUUAAGUUAUGCACACAUACUUGUAUUUAUAAUGACUAUGAGUAAACACCGUGUUUACUACAACCUAGGAAACAAAUGGCAAAAGUAGAGCUAUACCUGCCGUGUACUUUAGGAGAAUGUAGUCCUGCAAUGAAAAAAAUGGAACUUGUAGGUACAACUGCUUUCAUUUAAUGCAAUAAAUAUUCUAUUUACAGGAUUUAAAGUGUUUAGUAAAAGUCAAAGGACUGAGAAAUGUCAUUUCCUCAGUGAUCUUCUUCCUGUCCUUUUACAGAUGGCGUAAAAUCAGAUAAUAUUCAUGAUGCAUGGAAAAUUCUGUGGCUUCAAAAUCUAUGCCAGGUUUACAAAGUUUGUAUUUGCUGUCUCUCUUCGUUGGAAUCUGGGAGAAAAAAGUCAGACAGAGCAUGUUAUGGCUUUUGGAUUUAUGACACGUGUUGCUCUACAAGCAGAGAAGAUGAAUCACCACCCGGAAUGGUUUAAUGUCUACAGCAAGGUUCAGAUAACUCUGAUUUCCCAUGACUGCGGUGGGCUGACCAAGAGAGAUGUGAAGCUGGCUCAGUUUAUUGACAAAGCUGCUGCCUCAGUUUAACCGGGAUAUAAAUACCUUUAACACAGUGUCCACCUAUAUUUUAUUUUUAAAUGUGUCUCUCUUUCCUUGUAAUCCUGAUUUCCAAAACCCAUAGAGGGAAGAUAUUUUGUAAAAGGAGUGGCUGAGCUUUUCUGACCUUCAGUACCUUAGUCUUGAGACCCCCUUGGAUGCCUGAGCUUGUCCUUUCCCAUUGCUGGUUCUGCAGGGGGAUGCAGUGGAUAAACCAGCAAUAAAUAAGUUUUGAACAAUCCUUUUUUAGAAACUAAACUGUGCUGGAAUGAAACCAGGAGCCCACCCAUGUGUGCUGGUGUUUCCCAAGCUCACAGGAACUGGUGGCAGCUGCCAUAUGAGCUUCCCCCAAGCCUGGCCACUUCCAUCCUAUAGGUUUGUAGAUCUCUGCACUUCAAACAAUGUAAGAGCAGCCCGGCCAGGUCAGUCCCCUCUGUCUUGGUACCAUCAUCUCUGCCAGUGACCAGUGCAAGGACACUGGGGAGAGCAGUGCAAGCUGCUGCUGAAGUGUCCUUAGAGUUGCAGCUCAACUGGCAGGAACAGCUGUAUCCAGAGUUGCUGCUUGAGAGCCUUUCCCCGUCUGAGAGUGUAGAAUCACAUAAGCACAGACUGGUUUGGGUUGGAAGGAACCUUAAAGCUCAUCUUGUUUCAACCUCCUGCUGUGGGCAGGGUCACUUUCCACUAGACCAGUUUGCUCCAAGCCUCAUCCAGGCUGGCUUCGACACUCCCAGGUGCGGGAUUGGAUCUUGGAGUUGCUGAAAGCUUUAGCACCAGUACCGCAAAUACAAAAUGUCCCGGUGAGCUCCCAGCUCCCACACCAUUAAAUGAAGCAUGUGCUUAGGUGCUUGGCCAGGUCAGUGCCCAGCUCCCUGCAGGAUUGAGCCACUGUUGGUGUUGUAAUGCUCCAGUACCUGCUGGAUCAGGCCGGGGGUGGCUUGGCCAAGUGCCCAGAGCCCUGGCUAGGGCUGCCGGCGGUGAAGGAAGCGGUAUUAGCAGGAUUCUUGCUAAGCUGGGCUUGACUGAAGCUAUGCUCACCCAGUUUUUUUUCAUAGCUAGAAUUACUCGUUGCAAACACUAUUGCAGGAGUUGCAGAUCCCACUGACAACGUUUAAAAUAGUUUCUUCCGUGGUUUGAAUGUCUUUGUUUUUAUCCCAUGAUCCUCCCCGAGACAGAUUUCCAGUGCCGGCAGGGAGAUUUCAUCCUGCUUAAAGCUUGCAGGAGGGCCUCUCCCCCUGCAGUCCCCCUGCUGAGUGUCCCCAGCAUGCUCUGUCAUGCCCUGCGAGCAGCUCCGGGUGCGGCGCUGCCGGGAGAUUGACACCUCCGAAAUGCCGGAGCGCAUUGCUCGGAUGACACCGGCGGCACAGCCACCAGCUACCGAGAAGUGAGAUGCACGAGUGCCAAAAUCUAUAUCGGGGGUACGUGCGAGGUGUGUGGUCUUUCAGAUAUUUUGGGAUGCAAAAUGCCAUGAGCUGCCACCCAAGUGACUGUUGAUAAAAUGAGAAAGAUAUUUUUUGUAAAUCCUUAGCAAACGCACCGUCACGUGCUAAUUGGUCACACACAGGAAGCAAGAUGUUGGGGUUUAUUGUCAGUAACCCUGCUUGGGAUAUCAAGUUAAUACCUAAAAAGACCCAAAUUCAAACUACGUGCUCAGCUGUUCUUUUCUCACAAGUGCCUUUCCCCAGUGAAGUGGAGGAUUUCCCUGAUAUGGUUUGAAAAUGGUCACUGUUGUGAAGAGUGAAUAAAACUAAAACAAACAACCA